UCCCCCUUUGGCCCUGCUACUAUGUCCCGUCCCUGGACAGGGCGCGCCCCGCUGAAAAAGGGGAAAAAAACGGGCGUUUCGGGUGGUUUACCCCGUGUAAUUCCGGAGUUUGACUCGUUUGUGGCGCCGAGGAAGAAGAGGGGCGUGAAGGGGGUGCAGCCGCCGGGGCCGUUUGGGGAGGGGGAGGGGCCGCGGUAUGUGCGGACGAGGGAGGAGGUGCUUGGGGCGCCGCUGACACGAGAGGAGGUGGAUGAGAUGGUGAUGGAUUGCAACAAGGGGCGGCGGCAGGUGAACCUAGGCAGGGACGGGCUGAUCCACAACAUGCUGGAGCUCAUCCACACGCACUGGAAGCGGCGGCGGUGCGUGAAGGUCAAGUGCAAGGGCGUGCCUACUGUCGACAUGGAUAACGUGUGCCAAGUGGUGGAGGACAAGACAGGGGGGAGGAUCAUCAAGCGCCAGGGCGGCACCCUGUACGUUUUCCGUGGCCGAAACUACAACUACCGCCUGCGGCCGCGCCUGCCGCUCAUGCUGUGGAAGCCCCCUGCGCCCAUCUACCCGAAGCUCGUGCAAGACGCCCCUGGAGGGCUCACUCUGCGGCAGGCGCAGGAGAUGCGACGCAUUGGCAGGAAGAUCAAGCCGCUGUGCAAGCUGGCCAAGAACGGGGUGUACCACCGGCUGGUGGGCGUGGUGAGAGCGGGGUUUGAGGAGGCGGAUCUGGUGCGGGUGGAUUGCAGGGGGCUCAACAAGAGCGACUACAAGAAGAUCGGCGCCAAGCUGAGGGACCUGGUGCCAUGUAUCCUGCUCUCAUUCGACAAGGAGCACAUCCUUAUGUGGCGCGGGGCCGACUCGCAACAACCUUCCUCUGAAGCUUCCCCCGAAGCUUCAUUUGAAGCUUCCUCUGAAGCGAACCUGGGCCCGUCCUUCACCGACAGCGACAGCAACCCCAACGGCAUGGGAAGCCAAGCGGUUGUUGAUUCGGCGGAUGCUGCCACACAGCCACUACCAGCGGUGGUAGGAACCACUGCUGGAGCAGCAGCAGCAGCAGCAGAAAAUGCAGUAGGAGGAGGGGGCAGGAGGGAUGGCAGCAGCAGCGGCGACAGUGGGCGCGAGGGCGAGUGGGAUGACAACGACAGUGCCAGUGCAAGUGCAAGAAGCCAGAGUCAUGGAGUCUCUCCGAGCCAUGAGGGGGAUGUUGGUGUUGGCUGUGAGUGGAGGGAUCCAGUUGGGCCGUUCUCCUCCACUACUGCUGCUGGUGGUGAUGCGGGCUAUGAUGAGUUUGAGGAGCUCUGGGAGAAGGCAACGAAGGCUGGAGAAAUAAUUCCGCUGAAUGGCUCCAAUUCCGAGACCCCGUAGUUACACGGUAGGUACUUGGUACAAAGGCUUUGUACUGUAUUGUCUGCUGAUGUUUGUUAUUCCGACGCAUACCUAUGGUGCAUCACACCGCUGUACCGCCUGUGGUACUCGCGAAAGAUUGCAAUGCCUUUCAUCGAACUCU
Molecule: messenger RNA, 1495 nt
Organism: Closterium sp. NIES-67
Lineage: Eukaryota; Viridiplantae; Streptophyta; Zygnematophyceae; Desmidiales; Closteriaceae
Source: the annotation of a GenBank genome assembly